This is a messenger RNA of Hymenoscyphus albidus, 3775 nucleotides long. The record is from the annotation of a GenBank genome assembly. Lineage: Eukaryota; Fungi; Ascomycota; Leotiomycetes; Helotiales; Helotiaceae.
GCUGCAGGUGCCUCAUCGAAUAAUAAGCUUGACGACGACUUCAUCUGCUACGGGCUCCACCCCUCCUCAGAGAAGCCAGGUUCCUCAAUCCCACCGUCGCAGCCAUCACAGACUUAAUUAACAACACCAUAUCCCAUUCACUUCCAGCCCAAAGAUCAUGAAUCGCAUGCAUGACGUACAGCGCACGAACUCCUUAAUUGCUUCGUCCAGCUAGAAAAAAAAAUUCCAUCGUACAGCUGUACUGCCCACUACAACCGCAUUGCAUCCCCGAAGUCACCCCUCUUUUCCGCCUAUCGCAAACGCAGCUUAGGUCCCGCUGGACGCUGCCCCCCACGACUUGUCAACAACGUCACUUGUGCAGAAGGGCCUACGGUAGCUGAGCUAGAAGAGUGCUUUGGUGUGCCGCGAGGAGGGAAGUUGAGCUGCGGCUCCCAGGAGCAAAGGCAGGAUGCAGGCGCCCAUGAUCUCGGUGCCUUUGAAGGCGACGAACGAAAUAGACUGGAUCCAACCUUUGAAGGGAUAUAUUCGACAGACCUAUGGAGAUGAUCCAGAGCGGUACGCCGAGGAGUGUGCAACGCUGAAUCGGUUGCGGCAGGAUAUGAGAGGUGCGGGAAAGGAUAGUGCUGCUGGACGAGACCUGCUAUACAGAUACUACGGACAGUUGGAGUUUUUGGAUCUUCGAUUUCCGGUGGAUGAGAACCAUAUCAAAAUCUCGUUCACAUGGUACGAUAAUCCCCGUUUAGUUGUUCCGGAGUGGGGACUAAUUUGUUGAAUUACAGGUUCGAUGCCUUUACACACAAGCCAACCUCCCAAUACUCUUUAGCAUAUGAAAAAGCUUCUAUAAUAUUCAAUAUUUCUGCGGUGCUCUCCUGCCAUGCUGCUCACCAAACUCGAUCAGAAGACUCCGGUCUUAAAACCGCAUACCACUCUUUCCAAGCCUCGGCUGGCAUGUUUACGUAUAUCAACGAGAAUUUCUUACAUGCGCCUUCCACAGAUCUGAGCCGGGAGACGGUCAAGACCCUUAUACAGAUCAUGCUAGCUCAGGGGCAGGAGGUGUUUUUGGAAAAACAGAUUGCGGAUGGCAAGAAGGUUGGACUUUUGGCGAAGCUUGCUAGCCAAGCUGGCUAUCUGUAUGCUCAGGCCGUGGAAGGGACACAGGAGAAUGUCAACAAAGCAAUUUUCGAGAAAGUUUGGCUAUUAGUUGUUCAGGUAUGGAAAACCCAUCAUUGCCUUUUUUUCGUUUGUGCCAUGUCCAUUUAUCAUGUAGGCAAAACGUUGUCUUGAGGACUCUACAUUUCUGUGUUACUGACUCCCAGAUUUUUUGGCUAAUUGGAUCUAGAUAAAAUCAAAUUACAUGAAUUCUUUGGCGCAAUACUACCAGGCCUUGGCCGACGACGAUGCAAAUUCCCAUGGUGUGGCCAUCGCCCGUCUUCAAGUGGCAGAAACUGCAGCUAAGGAAGCCAACAAACUUGCAAACUCAUUCCCAUCCAGCGUUCCUGCAAAUUCCAAUCUUACUGCUGAAACUGGCCCGAAUCUUUUUGAACUUUCCAAACGACAGUUGGCCAAUGUGCAGGAGAAACUAGUCGAACUUGUAAAAGAUAAUGACUACAUCUACCAUCAGACUGUUCCUGUCGAAGCUGCUCUCACAGUCAUCCCAAAACUCCCAGCAGCCAAGGCAAUUCCAGUGAGCGAAUUGUACGCUGGUCAGGAUAUUCAGCGCAUCACGGGCCCGGAUAUCUUUCAGAAGAUUGUGCCAAUGUCAGUCACGGAAUCAGCAAGUUUAUAUGAUGAGGAAAAGGCAAAAUUAAUUCGAGCCGAGAAUGAACGAGUUGAAAUUGCCAACGGUGAAAUGGCAGCAAGCUUGGACUAUUUGAGACUACCUAAUGCUUUACAAAUCAUCAAGGGCGGAUUUGAUCAGGAGUUAACAGCAGACGAUGAAUUCAGGAUAUGGUGUGAUGAUGUUGCAGGCCAUGAAAAUCCUGGACCUACUUUUGAGCAGUUAAGAUCGAGGAAAGAGGACGUGAUCAAUGUGCUGGAUAAAAGCAGCAAACAACUGGAUAUGGAAGAGAGUGUUUGUGAAAAGAUGAGAUCCAAAUAUGAAGGAGAUUGGACUCAGCAACCUAGUUCGAGACUGACGACAACUCUUCGAAACGAUAUUAAGAAUUACCGAGACGCACUCGAGGAAGCAUCGAAGAGUGAUAGCCAGCUAUACUCAAAGUUCCGGCAAUAUGAUGUCGAUUUUGAUGAGAUGCGUUCAGCUGCCGAGAUUGGUGAGGCCGAUGUACUAUGGCAAAAAGAGCUCAUUCAGGUGGGCGGUAAACGAACUGGUGGGAGCCCAACUGACCAAGGGAAUCUUCUGGGUGACGAUUUUGAGGAGACUGGUGUCAGUGUUAUGGAUCAGGUCAACAAGGUAGAGGAAAUUCUCAAGAAGUUGAAUUUGUUGAAGCGCGAGAGAGCGCAGGUAUUGAAGGAUUUGAAGGAGAAGGUAUGUGACUUUUCCUUGCCAUACGACUUUAUGAGUGCUGACUUUUUCAGGUACACAAUGAUGACAUCUCCCAAGUCCUCAUUCUCAACAAAAAGGCAAUUUCAACUUUCGAGACUCAACUCUUCCAAGCAGAACUGGAAAAAUUUCGCCCACACCAAAAUCGCCUCAUAUCUGCAAAUCAUAAGCAAUCCUCACUCAUGAAGGAACUUACAUCGACUUUUAAUACUCUAUUACAAGAUAAGAGAGUUCGUUCUGAGCAAAGUAAAUAUGAAACCAUCACCAGACAAAGAAGUUCUGUGAUGUCGAGAUAUAAGCGAAUUUAUCAAGAAUUCUUAGAUCUCGAGGCUGGGCUCCAAUCUGCUAAGCAGUGGUAUAACGAGAUGAAAGAUACCGUCGAUAGCUUGGACAAGAACGUCGAAACUUUUGUUAACAACCGACGGGCUGAGGGUGCGCAACUUCUCAAUCACAUUGAGCAGGAAAGAGCCACCAAUGCCAGUGGACAAGCCGAUCGGGAGCGAGAGCGACUUCGUGGUCUUAUGGAGCGUAUGUCGAUGGAUCCCUCUACGUCUCCCAGCAAGCCUCCUCGGUCGAAUUCUGCAUCAUUCCAAACUCCAUCACCUACCACUCGAUACCCUGCAACCAAUUUUGCUGGCCAGUAUCAAGUUCCAACUUCUCCACAGCAGUCUAUCCAGCCAUCACAAUCCAGCCAUAACUCAUAUGUGCCCAAUGGAUCGCAAUAUGCACCUCAUCAACAGAAAAGGCAUCCUCCGGAAAUUUAUGUUGCCCAGAAACACAAUCAGCAACUUCAGGGACAACCAGGAGGUUACAACCCGAGCAUGUAUCCUCGAGAUCCCAACCAACCAAUUUCUCCGCCUCCAAAUCAGACGCAAUUCGGGCACAUGUCUCCACCACCAACGCAAACACACUUCUCACAUCAAAUGUCUCCUCCUCCUACCCAAACGCAAUUCAAUCCAAAUCAGUAUGGUAGACAACCACAAUCACCCAUGCCCCACAAACAAUUCAACGUGCCUCCAGGAUAUAUUCCGCCCCCACCACCUCCUGGACCACCGCCUCUCGGACCACAACAAACAUAUGGGCAACCUCAUGAUCCUUAUGGCGGUCAACAACACCAGAGACACAGUUCACAACAACAGCAGCACCAGCAACAACAGAGCUCGUCGGCAGAUCCAUGGGCGGGUCUUAAUGCUUGGAGAUGAUUUGGGCUUGGUUUUCGGGCAAUAGGAAUGGGAUAUAGAGAAUGGAUGGAUGGAUGGAUGGAUGGAUGGAUGG